Messenger RNA from Ipomoea triloba (trilobed morning glory), 2981 nucleotides. RefSeq lists its product as uncharacterized. The coding region runs from base 208 to 2667 and encodes 819 amino acids. The transcript is spliced from 16 exons. NCBI's taxonomy places the organism in Eukaryota, Viridiplantae, Streptophyta, Magnoliopsida, Solanales, Convolvulaceae. The record is from RefSeq and is a predicted model, not a curated record.
CGCCUUCGAUCAUUAUUUUCAAACCUAAGCUCUCACACAUUAUUAACUGAUUCAAACACUCAUUGACUUCAUUGAACUGUUCUUUCUCUCUCUAGAUUUCCCCUUUUUUUUGGUUGGGUUCAAUUUUCAAUUAUUAACUUUUGAGGGUUUUAAAGCUAGGGUUUCUGAGGAAUUGGAGUUCCGGUCCUGCCACCGAUUCAAUCGCCAAUGGAGGCCGCGGCUAGUGUUGCUGCCGCACGCGGUGUUUCUCUCCCCGUGUCCUCCCCUCAGGUUUCUCGCAAGGAGUGGCGGGUCGUGUCCGACCCAUCGGAGACGGAACGUUCCAAGUUUGGGCAGACGGAUGAGAGAUUGAUAUACGAGGUGCAGCAGGGGAGAGGUCCGGCUGAUGUGGACUUUUGCUCUAUUACUGUUGAUGGAAGCCUGGACAAUGACCCUCUGCAGCAUAGACUUAGUACUGUGGCGAAACAAAGAGAAGAGUUGCAGAGAAUGGAGACUGAGCUUCGGGCUCAGCUUAUUGCUAAGUCUGAGAUUUUGGAAAUGAGGAAUUCCUUUGAUGCUCAAGUCAAAGAACAAGCAAAUGCCAAUGCUAAGCUUCAGGAGCAACUGCGUGAAAGAGAGCAGAAGAUAUAUGAGUUGGAAAGAAGGAUGGAAGAGAAGGAAAGGGAGUUGCAUGCAAUAAGAUUGGACAAUGAGGCGCAGGCUUGGGCAAAAGAGGAUCUACUUAGAGAACAAAGCAAAGAACUGCAAACUUACAGGAGAGAGAGAGACAACUCUGAGGCUGAAAGAACCCAGUACAUUAAACAAAUCCAUGAGCUUCAGGAACAUAUUCAAGAGAAAGAGCGGCAGUUCAUGGAAUUACAAGAACAGAAUAGAAUUGCUCAGGAGACCAUUGUUUACAAAGACGAGCAAAUGAGGGAGGCCCAGGCUUGGAUGGGUCGAGUUCAGGAAAUUGAUGCUUUGCAGCAAGCUGAAAUACGUGAACGAACAGAGCAGUGCAAUCAGCUUUGGCUUGGUUGCCAGAGACAGGCUGCUGAGAUGGAGCGCCUACAUCUGCAUAUACAACAGCUCCAGAUAGAAUUGACAGAAGUAAGAGAAAGGAAUGGUACCUUCUCUGAUGGUUCUCAAGUCUCUAAAGCAAAUUCAAAAGAUGCUACUCAGAUUGGGAAGAGUGCUAACAACCAACUUUAUGAGAGUGGAAAUGAUGCCCCUGGUGGAAACUCUGGCAACCUACCCAAUGGAAAUGAUGAAAAUUCUUCUUCAUUUGCUGCAGUGAAUGUUUCAACUCAGAGUGAUCAUGUCCAUGGUCUUCCACUUGCUCCUUCAUCCUUACUUGGGAUGCCAACCUACAUCCCUCCAGGCCAGAUUACUGCAUUGCAUCCUUUUGUUGUGCAUCAACAGGGUAUUCCCCCUUCUGUACCUCAGUCUCAUGUUGUUCAUUUUCACUCUGUACCAGCAUCUGCAAUGCCGUCUCUCCAACAAUGGCCCAACCAACAGGUUAUGUCGGAAGGUUCACAGUUGUCUUCUCACAACCAAUCUCCUCUCCAAACUGACUCAACCUUGUUGAGAUCUAAUUCUAGUUACCAGUACGAAGCAUCUGUCAAUGGGAAUGCAAUUCAUUCAGAUUAUUUGGAUGCCAAUAUUAGCCAAGAGAUUGAACCAAAGGAUUCUGUAGCUCAUUCCAGUGAAGGGGGGCAGCAGGUUCCUCAAUCUGUUGAUGAAAACUACCUUCCUGAUCCUCAAACUCAGCAGUCCGUGCAACACAUCUCUUCACAGUUUCAUGAUGGUCUAAGGUUGGAUCCUGUUGAACAAAAUAAUGAGUUUCAGGGGAAGAAUGUGAACUCUUCACCUAUUCCUGUGCUGGAGUCCCAAGGAUUGAUGACAGGAGAAGUUAGUUCUGCUGCUGAUAAAUUGCCAUCUAAUGUUCCAGAGCCAGCGAGUAACUUAAAUGAGAAAGUAACGAACUCCAACUCUAAUGCUGCUAUACCUGAAACAUUGGUUUCUAUGGGCCAGAAAAAUGCGUAUACUGCUGCUAAAGCUGUGGAGCCUACUCUACUUGAUGAACAAUCAUUACUAGCUUGCAUAGUUCGCACUAUUCCACCUGGCUCUAGUGGCCGAAUUAGGAUUAGUUCAACGCUCCCAAAUAGGCUUGGAAAAAUGCUUGCACCUCUGCACUGGCAUGACUACAAGAAGAAGUAUGGGAAACUUGAUGACUUUGUUGCGAGUCACCCUGAAUUAUUUGUGAUUGAUGGGGACUAUAUUCAGCUUCGAGAAGGAGCUCAAGAGAUCAUAGCAGCCACAGCAGCUGUGGCUAAAGUUGCUGCAGCCACUGCCACACCAUCAUUAUAUCCAUCACGCAUACAUUCUGUUGCUGUUACUCCCAUGGCUCAGUCUCACAGGUUGAAGAAGACUGCUGAUGACAUUUCUCAAUUGAUGGCAAUGCAAAGUCAGCAUUCGAAUGGUGCCUACAGUGGUGGAGGGGGCAUUUCAAAUGUGAAAAUUUUGGCAAAACCCAGAGGUCCAAUGGAGCUGAAUGCCUCUGAAACUAGGGAUGCAUCUUCUGUACCACUUGCAGUGGGUAAUGGAUCAUCUCAUGGGAGAACUAGUCUGAAUGCACAUGGCUUACAGCAGGGCAGGAUCACUUCGGUCUCAUCCAACUCAAGAAGAUAGAAAUGGUUACUUGGAAGAUUGUACAUGGGAUUGAAAUGACUGGUUGAUGGUGAGAUGAGAUUGGAUGGUUGGUUUAUAUUACAGAAUGGAAACAUUGUCUGAUGAGUAUGAUUAUUUCCCAUUUUGUUGGGAAUCAUACCUUACUUAUUAUUUUAUGGUGGGUGUACUGUUUUUUUUUGGGUAUAGAAGGGAUGUGUAUUCAAUUGCUCAAAGGUGGUGACAUUGAUGCGAAUAGAAUGUUUUGGAAUUUUAGUUUUUUUUGGAAAGAGGUUGCUGCUGAUUCGCGGUCGCCUAAUGUUCGAUUUCUUAAAGUA